CCCCCUAAAAUAUCUCUACAAAUCAUAAUGCUCAAGUUAGACAACAAUGUAGCAGUCAGACUCAGGCUCGAUCACGUGAUUCUUGUCAGAGUGGCAAACCGAGGGCGAAACAUGGCGGUGUCGUCGUCCAAGAAAGUUUUCGAGGUCUUCGUGUCUAAAAUACCAUGGACUUUAGCAGGCAAGGAGAUGAAGGAGUACUUCGGGCAGUUUGGCCCAGUGAAGAAAUGUCUUCUACCAUUUGAUAAAGAAAGAGGCUUCCACAGAGGCUUCUGCUGGAUUGGAUUCUCAACAGAAGAAGGACUGAACAAUGCCCUACAGAAAGAUCCACAUGUGCUGGAGGGAGCCAAGCUCCAGGUUCAGAGGAACAGAAGUCCAUUUGCAGGGCAGAAAUCAAACAAAGAGAGUGAUCAUGACUAAAGCUUCCUGGUAUUACUGCGUCGAUGAGACAGAUAAAGAUGUGCUAUUAUUAUUCUCGGAUAUUCUCUGAUAUUCUAAAUUUUUUUUGCAAUUCUUUUCAGGCCAAAACGAAAAUUUAGACUAGUACACCAGGUUUGGUGUAUAUAUAUUUCCAUUCUAAAGUCUCUGUAUGACCAGAGUGUGUUCCCUUUCUUGUACACCAUCAGUGAAUUUGAGCCUGAUCAUUAUUGUCAUUGUUUUAAUGGGUUGUCCAGUAGUAAUGACUAAAUUUAUUGUCAAUGAUAGUGUGUACUUCAUGUAACCAUCCUGUCACACACCAUGAACAUGGUAUGGCAGGUUAAUGCUAACUUGUAAUUUCCAGUGUAUAUCAAUAAAAACCGUGUUUAAUUCUA
Messenger RNA from Xiphias gladius (swordfish), 809 nucleotides. RefSeq names its product SRA stem-loop interacting RNA binding protein (gene slirp). Gene Ontology annotation, biological process: spermatogenesis; positive regulation of mRNA splicing, via spliceosome. Gene Ontology annotation, molecular function: mRNA 3'-UTR binding; poly(G) binding; poly(U) RNA binding. The coding region runs from base 28 to 417 and encodes 129 amino acids. The record is from RefSeq and is a predicted model, not a curated record. NCBI's taxonomy places the organism in Eukaryota, Metazoa, Chordata, Actinopteri, Istiophoriformes, Xiphiidae. The transcript is spliced from 5 exons.